This is a messenger RNA of Plasmodium knowlesi strain H, 2685 nucleotides long. RefSeq lists its product as uncharacterized. The transcript has a single exon. Lineage: Eukaryota; Apicomplexa; Aconoidasida; Haemosporida; Plasmodiidae. The record is from RefSeq and is a predicted model, not a curated record. Bases 1 to 2685 code for a protein of 894 amino acids.
AUGAAUGCCUACCUGCUCGAGAAGCGCCUUGCCGCGAAAUGGUUCCAUGCCAGAGGCAACCCCUUCGUCUACAGGAAGUCCCGUCAUGUAAAACACUUCAGUCAGGCGCAAAUCCCUAAGAGGGUGGGGUUCAUGAAACCCGCAUUCAAACUGAAUAGAAAGGCGCAGAAGUAUAUAGUCAAUGUGCAAUGGCUAAAAAGUGGAAACACAAAAGAGUUACAGAAGCUAUGUAAUGACAUAAAAAAAGAUGCCAACUCCUUUAAUAGCUACGAAAUUAUUGACCUCGUAUACUACCUAAGUAAGCAUUCCAACAGAAAUGUAUACCUAACCAUUGAGCCCUUGUUAUUUCAUUUUUUCCGCAAAUACAAUGCGUCAGUUAAUUUAAACGGGGUGUCUAUACAUAGGCUCUUAAGGGUACUAACAGAAUAUCAAGAUUUAGUUUACAGAGAAUGGAUUUACUCCAUAGCAAAGAUUAUUUCAAAAAAACAUGCCCACAUAUCAAUGAGGGAUAUUCAACUUAUACUAGACGACUUGGCUCUCUUUUACGAUUUUCAAAUACAUUGCCAAAUUACACCUUUUUACAACACAGUUAUAAAUAGGAUUCACGAAUUGGAAAUAAAAAGGCUUCCAUUUUUGAUACAUGUUAUCGGAAGAAUUGGAUGUAAUAACCCUAAUCUGUUAAACAUACUAGUAGCCACUUUAAAGAAAAAUAUAUCCAAAAAUGAUUUGUACCGAUCCGAUUUCUCAGGACUUUUACUAAGAGGUUUAGCAAACCUCAAAGUACUACCAGAUAGGAACAUCCUCCAUCAGUUGUACAAACCGGUGAAAGAAAAUUUAUACUAUACAAAUAUCAAGUACCUAUCUUGGUGUGCUGAUGGGUUCUCUAGACUAAACUAUUUCUCCCCCUUACCUAUGCUACUAAAUCAGAUACUACAAUUGAAGGAUAAAAUUACGCAUCUAGAGCUUAAUGACUUCUCCUCCAUACUUAACUGCAUCCAAGCCUACAUACUAAUAAAACAGUACAAUGGUUUAGGUGAAAAGGGGAAUGUGCCACACUGGAGAAGAAACCCCACCUCGGAUAAUAUUCCAAAGGUGCAAAGUGAUCAUCCGAAUGAUGGGAGAAACUUAAUUCAACACCCACGUUGGAACAUACCAUCAGAUGGAAGUUACAAGAAAUUGAUGCUACAUGAAGGAAACUCUGAUCAUAGGGAAAUCCCAAUUCAAGAUUCACAUAGCGAACAAAGCAGAAGUCAAAUUAUCGCUCGUGAAAAUGGAGAAUAUGAAGAGCAAGCAUCUCACACGAGAGAAGACCACACAGAGGGAAGAGAAACGAUUCACCCAAAUAAGACCCUCCAGAAUGAUGUAAAAAAUGGAGGGAAAAAAUACCAUUCCAUUCAAAGGAACCAAACAGAUAGGAUAAAUCGCCCAUGUGGAGAUUAUGUCGCGCAGGAAAAAUGCACGAAAAAUAGAGUUAAAUUAAAUGUAGAGUUGGAAAAAGACGCCACAGAAUAUGCCCCACAUGCUUCGUCCAAUGUAAUGAAUAAAACUGAUGAUACUCCCGGAAGGGGCAAUUAUAUUCUGCCCACUUCUAAUGACAAAGCUUUUCGCGAAAUAAACUCUAUUCUUCAGGUGAAUGCUAACACAAUACCUUUAGAAGAAUUAUACGACAUUUAUUUAAAAUUGGAAAAAAUAAUUCUAGAAAAAAUUACGGAAAGCAUUUAUAGCACCACCCCACCAUACCGAGUAAUCAUGUUCGAAUUGCUAACUAGACUCUUCAGAUUCUAUAAAAAACCGAUUGACUUAAUCAUCCAUAUGAAUACACACAGAUAUGACACUUCCUUACUCCUCAAACAUACCAAUAGUCUUCCUUUUAUUAUAUCCAAUGAAAGGGGGAGAAAAAUUAGCAAUUCGCAAUUAUCCUUUCUCGUGGAAGAGUAUGAUUUUUCGAAUGACUUUUUUUUUAAGGAUUGCCCAAAUGAUCAAUCGGGGGCAAAGAAAAGCACGCCCGAUGGUGAACAUACGCAAAUUGAGGGAGAAAAACAUCGAUUGCGUGCCCCCCCAUCUGCGGAAAUGAAAAAUGACGGAAAGGAAAGACAGAAAAAUGAACAACCCCAUGGCAACGAAACAAAUACGUAUCAUCACGACGUUGAGAGAAACCUGCACCUAAGCGAGGAUAACCAGAUAAAUGUGAACACACCAUUGCCCAAAAUUUUUAAAACCUUUUUGCACUCCAUAUAUUUCAGAACCCCCGCUUUAGGUGGCAGAACGAUCAUGCUCCUACUAAUAGCAUUGGUAAGAUUAAAUUUCGGCGAACGGGAAAAAUUCGAAUACCGAACCAAAACGGAUUCUAACAUUUUACCGUUUUCUAAAACUAGCGAGAUAUAUAGACCCUUCACAAAAUGUAUCAUUCGAGAAAUAAUUAGAAAACUGGAAUCGUUCAAUUCUGAGGAAUUGAUAAUUUGCGCAAUGUGCCUAAACGAACUGGACGCCUUAAAUUUGGAUGAUGAAUUAUUUUCAUUAUUAAUUGAACGACUUUUCAAUUUAAACAAAAGUAACUACAUGAGCCACGAUCAGCUGUUACAGUUAAACAACCUCUUCCAUUUCUGGUACACACGAAGACGAAACCUAAUUGCCCAAAAUUUGCGAUUCUCCUCGGCAAAACAGUUUAAGAGUUUCCUUGCGUAG